Molecule: messenger RNA, 614 nt
Organism: Neltuma alba
Lineage: Eukaryota; Viridiplantae; Streptophyta; Magnoliopsida; Fabales; Fabaceae
Product: cyclin-J18-like
Exons: 8
Source: RefSeq, a predicted model, not a curated record
UUCACGGAAGCUGGUAACACCAGAAGCUGGCUCUUGCGUCCUGUGACAGAGAGCAAUUUGCAGUUAUUUGGGCUGAUUUCUGUGUGGAUUUCAAGCAAAACACAUGAUUCUCAUCCGCUUUCUGUGAGAUGUUUGAAGUCCUUGGCUAACAAUAUCAUCAAGGACCAACACUUUGCAACUCGAGAUUUCCUCGAAGCAGAGGUGCUCUUCAUGCAGGUGUUGAACUUUGAGAUUGGCACAACAAAUAUUGCAUUUUUGUUCCUUGAAGAGCUGUGGGUGCAGAUCAAGAGAGUGGCUAAAGUCGGUGAUCUCAUCAACUUCGAAGCAUGUAUGGAAAUUAUGGAUCUGCUCUAUGAAAAGAAAGAGACAUCAUUUCUUUACAAGUCUCCUUGCUCUCUCGCGGCAUCAAUCUUGGUUGCAUCUUGUUUGAUCACAGUCCCAAAACAGAAGUGGGAGUUUCCACUUCUUCCAUGGGCGAAGUUUGUAACUUCGUAUACAGAAGAGGAGAUCAUAAAAAUUGUGAGGGACAUUCUCAAGCAUGUACUCGAUCCUUCCUCUGACCUACAAGGAUUUACAUUGUAGAUGUAAGCAACUAGAAUAAUUAGCCCACCCGA